AUGAGCGAGGAAUCCCAACGACGGACAAAUGAACUUCGGGUUUUCCGUGGUUUUUAUUCCAAGUGUCGAUUUCCUUUUGCGGUGGUUGGAAGUGAGGACUUUCAUCCUUCGGGAUCCUCGGUUGUCCGUGGAAGGAAUGUCGGGUUGCCAGCUCUUAUCAACCACACCAACUCCGUGACGUACAGAGAAUUUAGAAGAUCCCGACUUUUGGGUUCAUGUGACCAAGAAAUACCCGCCGACUUUGAUGUCAAUCCAAUUUCCCAGUUCGAGAAGGAGCGGUUUACCAUGGAAAAACGUCUCCGUGAGGCGGAAAGUAGCAUGGAGGAGCUUUUCAAGUCAAAGGUGACUCAAAAACUGAAUAAACUCCGUGAAAAUACCGAGUUGGUGGUGGACAAGACAAAGCCAGUGAGCAAGACGUUGUUGGAGGGGACUGACUGGUCGAUUGUGUGGACGGGGGAUGACCGAAUGUUCUUUUUCAAUGUAGUCGAGAAGAGGUCUGUUUGGAAUUGCCCAGAAGAACUCCGCGGAAGGAAAGAUGUGGAAAACCUCAUGAAAAGUAAGCCGACAGUAGAAGGAGAUGUAGUACCGAUUGAGUGUAUGUAUAUAUAUAUAUUUGUAGUACAUGAGGACGGGAAAAGGGCAGGUGAGGCAUAUGAGGAGGAUGUUGGGAGCAAGCGAGUGGACAGUGAGGACAAGAAGGUUACCCAAGCCCGGUCAACACUGCCAUAUGCCGAGCGAGUGGAGCAGUUUCGUGAACUGUUGGCUGAGAAGAAUCCUACAUCCACGUUUGAUAAAGAAUUGCAGAAGAUUGUGUUUGAUAAGAGAUAUACACUUUUGUUGAGCAAGGAACGUCGGCAGGUGUUCGAUCAGUACAUAAAGGAGAAAGUAGAAGAAGAACGGACUGAACGUACUCGGCAACAUAAAAAGCGGAGGCAGGAUUUCCGUGAUUUAUUAAAAGAGAGUAACUUGAAUCACCGGUGUGGAUAUUUCUUUAUUGGUAGGUCUACUUAUUCGGAAUUUGCUGGAAAGCAGUCGAAGGAUCCCCGUUUCCAGGCAAUUGAGAGGACACGUGAUCGAGAAUCAUUGUUCUACGAGCAUGUCGACGAUUUUAAGAAAAAGAGGGCAACUGAAAAGGUAGUUGGGAGUGGUAGAUGGCAGGGAGGGAAAUCACGAGACUUCACAGAGCUACUGAAGGAGAAUGAUGUCACAGUUGGUGACAGAUGGCGAGACGUCAAACGUAGAAUUGAAAACGACCCUCGAUAUAAGGCAAUUUCCAGUGAUCGGCGAGGUGAUCUAUUUGAUGACUACGUCCAAUCCCUGGCAAAGUCCCCACAGAAUGACAUUCGGUAUAUUGAGUUGGACUGCUAUGAACUCGAGCGCAAGAAAAUGGUUGAUGAUUAUAUCAACGAUCUGGCUCAUCAGGAAUAUUUAAAAAUUGAGAAUCUAUUAGCAGGAUUUACAUCCCCUGAAAUUAUGGACUGUAAAAUGGGAUGUCGGACUUUUUUGAAGGAGGAAUUAGAUCUGACAGGAAAUGAAUACAGGCACGACUUGUAUCAAAAAAUGAUUCGGGUGGAUCCUAAUGAGCCGACUGCGGAAGAACACGAAAGAAGUGGAAUUCUCAAAUCAAGAUACAUGAGAUACAGAGAUUCAAUAAGUUCUACAACAAAUUUAUCAUUCCGAGUUGACGGGAUAAAAGUAAAUCAUUACUUGUAA
This is a messenger RNA of Octopus sinensis (East Asian common octopus), 1713 nucleotides long. Its product is annotated as transcription elongation regulator 1-like. Gene Ontology annotation, cellular component: nucleus. Gene Ontology annotation, biological process: inositol phosphate biosynthetic process. The record is from RefSeq and is a predicted model, not a curated record. NCBI's taxonomy places the organism in Eukaryota, Metazoa, Mollusca, Cephalopoda, Octopoda, Octopodidae. Gene Ontology annotation, molecular function: transcription coregulator activity; RNA polymerase binding; kinase activity. Bases 1 to 1713 code for a protein of 570 amino acids. The transcript is spliced from 6 exons.